CGCCAGCUAAUCAACAAACGCUCAAUGCUGGUGGUAGUUGUGAUAGGACCAGCAAACCGAUGACAACGACUUGGUAUGCCGCGACCUGCACGCCGUACUGGGCCGUUUUCUUUUCGCCAGUUUUCUUGCAACCUACCUGCCGCGCGGUUCGCGUAACGGGUUACCGACCACAUCUCUCUCGCUCUGUGGGGUGUGUUGCUUAUUAUUGCUAACAGCUGUGCGUGUCGCUAUUUCGCGACUGUGAUAUGAUCGAUUGUUUCGAUCGGUGCAAAGGAUAAACGCGUGUGCUAAAAACUGGUGUGCUGUAGAAGCCCUCGAAUUGUGGAAGGCGUGACACAAGGGCAGUGACGUAGUGCUGUGUUUAAUAUUGUUCCCCGAGCAAGGGGAAUCAAUUAAUGCGUUAUCGGCAGUGAGACAAACAUACCUGGCAGAUGAUAGCGGUUCCCUUUGCUGCUGUGUAACACCAGCCCCGCCGGAUUUCAACCCCUGGCGUUAUUAGCACGAGCGAUGAGACUAGUGCCCAACAUCUACAAUGAAAGCAUUGAAACACCACUAGGAGGAAUCGCGAAACAUCUAACGCAACCGCAAGAAUCGCGAGGACUGCCGAACCAUUCAACUCGCCAGCAGCAGCAGCAACAGCAGCAGCAGCAGCACUUUGUCAAUCUAGGCAGUCUGAAGCGUUGGGGCGAACAGUCAGAAGACGAUCGCGGCCAGCCCCGUCCGCGUCCGACCGAUUAUAGCCAAUUUGCUCCAAACGUUGAAGCCGGCCCAAAGCACCCAGUUACUCCGUUUCCGUGCGAUGCCCAGAUCAACAAUCGUUUCGUAAUUUGGGAGGGAGACAUCUCGCAGCUCAAAGUCGAUGCCAUCACCAACAGCACCGACGAAACGUUGACCGAAAAGAAUCGUGUGUCGAAGAAAAUCUUUGGCCGUGCCGGUGCAGCACUAACCUCCGCGAUCGUUCACGACGUGAGAAGAUGUAAGACUGGCGAAGUUCGUGUUACACCAGGAUUCUUCUUACCGUCAAAGUACAUUAUUCACACCGUCGGUCCCAUCUACAGCGAGAAGUACAGGACUGCUUCGGAAGCAACGCUGCACGCUUGUUAUCGCAACGUGUUGUACAAAGCAAGGGAACUAGGAUUAAGAACCGUAGCCCUAUGUGAUAUUAGCUCGGUGCAGCGCAACUUCCCACCAGAUACUGCUGCACACAUAGCAUUGAGGACUGUACGUCGUUUUCUGGAGCAAUACCGUGCCGAGAUUGUGAUAGUUUGCCUUGAAUCUAAUGCGCGCAGUAUCUACGAGGUACUAGCACCGUUGUACUUUCCGCGCGACGCGCUCGAAGAACGAAGUGCUUUGUGGCAGCUCCCGAAGGACAUCGGAGGACUGUAUGGUGAACCGCAGCUAGCUGAUCGUCAGAUUCGCAUCAUUCAUAACCCACAGCAUUCCGUCAUGAUAGAAGCUGAUGACGAUUCCGACACCAGCCCACAUGAUCUGGAAAUGGGAUCUGACGUCGAGUAUAGCAAUAUUAACCUAAGCCUGGCAGCUCAACUGUCCGGAGCAGCUCAUUCCUUCACCCAGAUGCAGGGUGAUUUAGAUCGACAACGUCUUCUGGGCGAUCGGCCACGCAUGGUUUACGAGAGUGUGCUUGACGAUGGCUUGGAAGGAAUCGAACACCAGGAAAGUUCACCUUUGUUGGUGGAUUGCGAUACGACCACAGAAAACUAUUGUCCGGAGAUGAUUGGCCACGUCCUGGCCACGCACGUCGGCAAACGAACCCGUAUUCUAGACGGCUCCUUUACGUACGUCGAGCUGAUGAAGCACUACCACUCGUCGCUCGACGAGAGCGAAUGGCAAAAGGAGAAUCUAUACGAACGACUGCUGCGACGCGCUAAAACGGAAGACCUGUCGGAAGUUUCUGGCAUCGGAUGUCUCUAUCAGAGCGGCGUAGACAGGCUCGGCAGACCGGUGGUCGUGUUCUGUGGCAAAUGGUUCCCCGCUCACAACAUCGACCUUGAGAAGGCCCUGCUGUACCUGAUCUAUUUGCUUGAUCCGAUCGUUAAGGGCGACUACGUGAUCGCCUAUUUCCACACGCUGACGAGCUCGAACAACUACCCAUCUCUGCAGUGGCUGAAGGACGUCUACAGCAUACUGCCCUACAAGUACAAGAAGAAUUUGAAAGCCUUUUACAUUGUGCAUCCCACUUUCUGGACAAAGAUGAUGACCUGGUGGUUUACAACGUUCAUGGCACCGGCAAUCAAGACAAAGGUGCACUCGCUCCCGGGCGUGGAGCAUCUGUAUUCGGCCAUCGCGAAGGAUCAGCUGGAAAUUCCGGCUUACAUUACCGAGUACGAUAUGGCGACCAACGGUAUACACUACUUCCAACCGAUCACAAACACAUCGUCGCCAGCGUCCUAAGCAUCGGACGGACCCGUCAACACCACUGUUGUUGUACGCGCCAUCAGCUUCCGGUUAUUGUUGAUGCGGAAGAUCGAUUAGCGAUCUUGUUUAUUGCACACUACACUGCACGUGAGCACAUAGUCUUAUCCCAAACAAAGAAAAAAGAAAA
Anopheles merus is the source of this 2563-nucleotide messenger RNA. It is a transcript of the gene Gdap2, whose product is annotated as protein GDAP2 homolog. NCBI's taxonomy places the organism in Eukaryota, Metazoa, Arthropoda, Insecta, Diptera, Culicidae. The transcript has 15 exons. Bases 508 to 2412 code for a protein of 634 amino acids. The record is from RefSeq and is a predicted model, not a curated record.